AUGGAAUCUCGUAUUGAUUUUUCGCUUCUAGUUCCCAGGCUGGUAGCGAGAAAAAGGGGAUUUUGCGUCAUGUACCACUUGCUCUCAAUGAAUAAUGCUCCUAGUUGUACUAUAAUUUGCAUUUCCAUGUUUAGUAUCGUUUUCAGCUCCAUUUAUAUAUUUCAAUCACUGCAUUUCCAAACUCCAAGCGUAGGACGUUGCUCGCCCGAUUUCUAUGACAACAUUGGCUUCUACCCUCCUAUGAAUGCAACGUGCUUCCCUCAGGUCGAUGCUGUGUAUACCUGGGUGAAUGGCUCCGAUCCGGAGUGGUUUCAGGAGAUGCAGUACUACCGUUCUAUCUACAUGAGAUCCCACAACACAAACGAGAGUGAGAGAGACACUUCCAUCUCCAUGAACCGUUUCCGCGACAACGACGAGCUGAAAUACAGCAUCCGAUCCCUGGAGGCGAACGCUCCGUGGAUCCACCACAUCUACAUCGUGACCAACGGCCAAAUCCCCAGCUGGCUGGACCUUUCCAACCCCAAAAUCAGCGUCGUGUUCCACAAAGACAUCUUCCGCGUGCCCCACAGCCUCCCUACAUUCUCCUCCCCCGCCAUCGAGCUGAACCUCCACCACAUUCCCCACCUCUCCGACUACUUCAUCUACUUCAACGACGACGUCUUUCUCGGCCAGCCCGUCCACCUCUCCGACUUCAUCUCGCUCCAGCGCGGCCAGAAGCUCUUCGCCUCCUGGCUGGUCCCCGACUGCUCCGACCGCUGCCGCUACAACGACCUCGGCAACGGACAAUGCGACCCCGCCUGCAACACUCCCGCCUGCGGAUUCGACCUCGGCGACUGCGCCUCCCGCGACGCCCCUCCUCCCCGCGGGGGAGCCUCUCUCACCGCCAAUCGCGACCGCAUCGCGCAGCUGGUCCUCCCCGACGAGUCCUGCAGCCCCGACUGCAGCCCCGACUGGCUCGCCGACGGCCGCUGCGACGCGCCCUGCGACCGGCCCGCCUGCGCCUUCGACGCGGGCGACUGCCAGCCCCGCGGGGAAAAACCGGUUGCAGAGAACCGCGGGAAUGAUCUCGGAGCCGAUGGAGCCGACGGAGCGGAGGAGGUACUCGCGGUGAAACGCCCGGGGGAGUGGGUGUGCGUGGGCGAGGGGGGUUUCCCGCGGGGAUCGGGCGAUUCGGAGGCGGAAGAGUUUGUGCAGGAAGGAUGGGGCGUAACGCCCGAGUCGUUCUGCGUGACGCGGAUGGUCAUGACCGGGAGUUUCAUCCAGAUCGAUAUCGGGGAAAAAGUGGAAACGCGGAAGGUAGAGAGCGUGGUAGCGGUGGAAAACGGUUUUUUUUAUUUAUUGGGAGGGAAAUGA
Molecule: messenger RNA, 1353 nt
Organism: Blastocystis hominis
Lineage: Eukaryota; Bigyra; Opalinata; Blastocystidae
Exons: 3
Coding region: 1-1353 (450 amino acids)
Cellular component (GO): Golgi apparatus
Molecular function (GO): transferase activity, transferring phosphorus-containing groups
Source: RefSeq, a predicted model, not a curated record